ACUGUGCUAUUGACAAAAAGAUGGUCUGCACUUUUUAGUUGCACUGCUGAAAUGAGUGUAAUAAGUUAGAAUGAGACAUAAAUACCGGCCAUAAAUUUUACAUUUAGAAAAUUCCGUGAAUCCCCUGCACCAAGUGAGUGGCAUAUCGGAGCAUGCAUAUCGCAAUUAUUGAGACCCGAAGUCAAGAAAUAAAGAAAAAGAAUUCCAUGCAUUUUUUCAUUUAAUACAGUUUAAUUAUGUUAUGUGUGAUAUAAAUUGAAUUAAGUGAUAUAAUUUGUGAUAAGUGUGAUAUAAUUUGAAUUAAGUUAUCGGUAGUCUUCUCCAACACGUAUCAAGUGCAUUUAUUUAAAAAGAAUAUUUCUAUCAUGUAUUAUACUAAAAAUAAAACAUCAGGCUUCAUCAAUACACAAGAUUAUACAGUACAUGAGUCAGUACCAAGAAUUUUAAUACCAAAAGUGGAUAUUCCAACUAAUUUACUUUCUGCAAUAAAGAAAGAACAUUUGAUGCACAAAGUUUCAGAAAAUUGUAUGAACUAUGUAAAAUGCAUUGAAAGUUUAUCUAAUGUAAAAACUAUAGGACAAAAAGAUUAUUGGAUUAUAUUCAAGAUUUGUUUAUACUUAGAGCAGUACCAAUCAGAUAUAGAAAUGAAAAAUUACAGAUUGCAAAAUUAUAAUACUACAAAAGUUACUCCAGAUCAAUGUCUUGUUAUAAAAAUAUCAUCUCUGAAUAGUGAGAAACCUUCGAUCACAUCAGAUGACAUUGUAAUAUUUUACGAAGUAGAUACAAAAGAAAAAUAUGAAGGAACAGUUAUACGGGUGGUAGGAAAUGAUGUGAGUGUACGUGUGGAGAAUUCUGUGAUAAGAAAAAUGCAAAAAGACAAUAAAAAGUUUAAUAUAAGCUUCCAUGGUAGCUAUUGGACAUUAAGAUGUUGCCAUUACGCAUUGUCAAUAGCAAGAAAAUAUAACAUUGGUGAGAUAAUAUAUCCACAACAAACAGCAAACAAUUCGUAUUUGAAAUAUAAUAGCAAUAUAGACUGGAUAGAUACUAAUGUAUCAAAAAAUGAGGAGCAGAUGCAAGCAGUAAUUAACAUUUUACAUAAGACAGCGUGUCCUGCGCCUUACAUCAUUUUUGGCCCACCAGGUACUGGCAAAACGGCAACAUUGGUUGAAGCUAUAUGUCAGAUUGUGAAGCAAGAUCCUACAAAGCACAUAUUGGUGUGCACGUCAUCCAAUGCAGCGGCUGAUGAAAUUACGAGCAGACUGCUCAGACAUCUUCCAGCACAAAUCAUGUAUCGAAUGUAUGCAUCAUCCAAACGAUGGGAAGAUGUAAAACAGGAAAUUCGAAAGUGUGCCAAUUUUACAAAUAGUGUACCUCACACUAUUGUGUCCUUGCCAAAAACGAUACUAAUGUUGAAGAAAAUUAUUAUUUCAACAUUAAUAACAAGUAUCAGAUUAGCUGUUAUCAAUUUUGAAAAAAAUCAUUUUUCUCACAUCUUUAUUGACGAAGCGGGUCAAGCAAAGGAACCAGAGAUACUGAUUCCACUCACUUUAGCAAAGAACAAUGAAGACUCGUCAAUCUAUUUCCAAGCGCAAGUCGUUUUGGCAGGCGAUCAUCACCAAUUGGGACCUGUGAUCCAUAGUAAAAUUGUGCAAAAUAUCCUUGGCAUAUCCAUGCUGGAAAGAUUGAUGAACGAUUGCGAGCUGUACAUGAAAAAGGACGGAAAAUACAAUCCUAACUACGUGACUAAAUUAAUAAAAAAUUACCGAAGCCAUGAAUGUAUUUUACACGUGCCAAACAAUCAAUUUUAUAAUAAUGAAUUAGUAUGUUGGGGACAGACCGAUACAAGGAUAGCACUUGGUUGGAAGAAGUUGCCCAAUAAAAAAUUUCCCAUGAUUUUUCAAGAAGUCCUAGGUAUAGAAGAAAGAAGUUCAAAAAAUAGUGUCUUUAAUGCGGCCGAAGUACAUGCGGUAUUGGGGUAUGUACAUAUGUUAAUGAACGCUAAAUUCGAAAAUUAUACAAUAAGCGAAAAGGACAUCGGAAUUGUAACGCCCUUCAAAAAGCAGCAACUGGAUAUUAUGCAUCGUUUAGCAGCAAGGGGCUGGAAGAAUGUAACUGUGGGAACGGUUGAAACGUUUCAGGGACAAGAGCGAACUGUGAUGAUACUAACAACCGUACGAUCCAAAAUUUUCACACACAAUGGCGAGGAGCACAUCGGAUUCUUAUCAAAUCCAAAGAGGUUCAAUGUCGCCGUGACACGCGCUAAGGCUCUUCUGAUAAUAGUGGGAAACCCGGAAGUUAUCUGUAAAGGUGAACACUGGAUGGCACUAUGGAAAUAUUGCGAGAAACAUAAUGCAUGUGUGCAGUUCGAUCGAUGCCCGUUAAGAUCGCAAAUAAUAGCAAAAUUUAAGAAACUAUAUAAAAAUCAAGUAAAAGACAUUAGCACCGCGACUGUAAUAACGAAGCCGAUGUAAUAACGAAGUUUCCAUCUCUGACUGACGUUGUGACUGUGAUAUGAUGGAAACCGAAAUAAUAAAAUAAUACCGAACAUAAUAUGAUAUGUAUAUCGUUAAAUAAUGUAUUAAUGUGCCACAUGAAGAAACCAACAGAGUAAUUAACAGAGUAAUAACGGAUUUGGAAUGAUAUUCGUAAUCCGUUUAUAUAAAUGUUUACAUAAUAUUAUCAAAUAAUUAA
Molecule: messenger RNA, 2691 nt
Organism: Harpegnathos saltator (Jerdon's jumping ant)
Lineage: Eukaryota; Metazoa; Arthropoda; Insecta; Hymenoptera; Formicidae
Product: putative helicase mov-10-B.1
Exons: 11
Coding region: 366-2471 (701 amino acids)
Molecular function (GO): RNA binding; 5'-3' RNA helicase activity
Source: RefSeq, a predicted model, not a curated record